AUGGAGGGAUCCCAGGCUCUGGGAAAGCCAAAUCUGCGACGGAAACUCCCUCUCCUCGCAGUCUCGAUGUUUCUCGUAGGGAUGGGCUUGGAGACGGCGAUGUGCCUCUCGGGCUUCUACUCUGUUUACACAGUCAAUGAAGCUAAGCGAAAGGCAGAGGAAGAAGUGAGAGAAGAAGAAUUCUGGCAGCGCAUCAGAGACAGAAGAGCCGCACGACAAGCCGCCGUAACCAUAUCGUCGGAGGACUGA
Molecule: messenger RNA, 249 nt
Organism: Neospora caninum
Lineage: Eukaryota; Apicomplexa; Conoidasida; Eucoccidiorida; Sarcocystidae
Exons: 3
Coding region: 1-249 (82 amino acids)
Source: RefSeq, a predicted model, not a curated record